CCCCCCCCCCCCCCGCCGCAAAGCCCCCCGCCCCUCCUCCACUUCAAGACCCAACUACCUGCCCUUCCUCUUUCACCGCCAACGAAAUCUCCCUCCUCUCCUCCCUCCCCUCUUCUCCCCUCCUCGUCAAUCUCAUCGGCCGCGCAGCCGCUGCCGAACCCAUCGCCAUCGUCGAGUUCAUGCCCAACGGCUCUCUCGACGAUCUCAUCCACCGUUCUCCCUCGACUUUCCCUCUUCCUCUCCGCAUCCGCCUCGCCCUCCGCGCGGCUACUGCAGUUGCUUCUCUCCACCGCCUCCGCCCUCCUGUCCUCCACCGAGACAUCAAGUCGUCCAAUAUCCUUAUCGACGGUGAGGGACGCGCUCGGCUUGCCGAUUUCGGGUUGGCGGUCCGCGGGCUGCCUUCGGAGGCUGCGCCGGCGGGGACUAUCGGCUAUCUGGAUCCGGCUUACUCAUCUCCAAGGGAUCUUAGUGUUAAGACAGAUGUGUAUAGCUUUGGGGUUGUUCUGCUGGAGUUAAUAUCGGGGCGGCGGGCGAUAGAUGUUGAGUAUUGCCCAGCUUCGGUGGUGAGCUGGGCGGUCGGGCGUAUAGAAGCGGAGUUGUUUGAUGGGUUGUGGGAUCUGAGAUGUGGUGGUCCGGGAAGCGCGGAAGAGGAGGCGGCUAGGUGCGAGGUGGCUCGUUUGGCGGGGAGAUGCGUGGGAUCUGCGCCGGAGGGGAGGCCGACGAUGGAGGAAGUGGUGGCUUGUUUGAGAUCGGCGGGGGAAUGCUGGGUUUUUGGGGGACGGGAAGUGUUGGUGGUGGGAAUCCGCGAGGCACGGGAAAGUUGCGGAUUUUAUGGCGGCAGUCCCACAAGCUAAGUAUAGCGCCAAAAAACAGUAUUGAAGUUCUUGACUGGACAUCUCUCUUAAAAGUUCUUUUGGAGGUGAUAAGUGGUAUCAUAGUAGAUUACUACCUACCAGCUAUGUGAACUCUCUCUGGUCCAAUGAAACCCUCUAAUCCUUGACGAGACCGUCACGAGGCCGUCACGUGAUUGAGUGGUGGAGAAUAACAGUAUUUAAGUUUGUUAAUAGCACUUUUGAGAGGUGACGGGUGACUGCAGAGAAAUUUUUAGGGGCAGGUUAUUUGUAUUAUGUAGUCAUGGUUGGCUGGAGAUCAUAUAGAUAGAAUACGGGUGUGAAUAAUUGUGGAUUAAUUCUUUGUAUAAUUCGCUUGGAAUGAUUUCGCACUAGAGAAGUUGGAGCGGGAUUGAAACGGGAGGUAGAGCGGUCAUAUUGUGUGGUCUACUUCGAUGGUGACAUGUCGA
Messenger RNA from Phalaenopsis equestris, 1300 nucleotides. RefSeq names its product serine/threonine-protein kinase-like protein At1g28390. The record is from RefSeq and is a predicted model, not a curated record. Gene Ontology annotation, cellular component: plasma membrane. Gene Ontology annotation, biological process: protein phosphorylation. Lineage: Eukaryota; Viridiplantae; Streptophyta; Magnoliopsida; Asparagales; Orchidaceae. The coding region runs from base 180 to 854 and encodes 224 amino acids. Gene Ontology annotation, molecular function: ATP binding; protein kinase activity. The transcript has a single exon.